Molecule: messenger RNA, 1602 nt
Organism: Colletotrichum phormii
Lineage: Eukaryota; Fungi; Ascomycota; Sordariomycetes; Glomerellales; Glomerellaceae
Exons: 1
Coding region: 1-1602 (533 amino acids)
Biological process (GO): regulation of DNA-templated transcription
Molecular function (GO): zinc ion binding; DNA-binding transcription factor activity, RNA polymerase II-specific
Source: RefSeq, a predicted model, not a curated record
AUGAUCCUCGACACGGCUUCUCCGUCAAAAAAAACGCGGGAAAGCACAUCCAAAGUCCGAACCGGGUGCAGCACCUGCAAGGCUCGCCGCAUAAAAUGCGAUGAAGCGAAACCCGUUUGUCGACGAUGCGCCGUCGGAAGCCGGACGUGCGAGUACAAGUCGACAAGUCCAGGACGACCACCACAUCAACAUGUAAUCACCGUUUAUGUGCCUCCUACGAAAAGUCAACCGGCAUUCUUCGAAAACACAAGUAGCCUUGAUUUCUUUCACACCAAUAUCGGCACGAUACUUGACGGACAGUUUGACUCGGAGUUUUGGAGGAAGCUUGUACCGCAACUAUCACACUCGGAGCCGUCAAUCCGACAUGCAGUAUCGGCAGUUAGUGCCGUCUAUCGCGAUGUUGAGUCAUCAUUGCGGCAUCCGUCAGGAUUCGUGAAGGCCAGCCCCGAGGCUCAGCGGGAAUGGAAGCUCGCACUCAAGAGCCUCUCCACUCGAAUUCGGACGAACCCAAACUCCAACCUGGUACCUUUGGUCUGCUGUCUCUUAUUCACGUGCAUCGAGUUCCUCAGGGGCGAUGCCGACUUAUCAAUGCUUCACAUCCACAAUGGGUUCAACAUCCUCGCCCCCCUCCGACCCAACAGCGGCGCCACACCGGAGACAGGGUCCAGGCCCCCCUGCAACGAUCUCAAAGUGAUUGAAGAUCAUAUCUUUCCGAUGUUCUCACGCCUGGGCAUCCUCUCCUGUCUCGCUGGCAGGUUUACCCCGCCAGUGUACUUGCAUAUGGUCGAGGAUGACUCUCCCCACAAAGACUUUGAGGACGCCAGGCGGCGGAUAUUCGCUACCGCUGACACCUGCAUUCGGUUCAUCAGCUCCGUCACCCCCAAGGCAGAUACCCUUCUUGUGGGUAUCGAUGACCUUGUUGAGCAAGCUAAGCUGCAAACCAGACUAGAAGCAUGGCGCACGCAAUUCGACGAUCUGUUGAAGCGGCUGCAGGCUGCCGGCAACCCGGCCAACCCAGAUGCAGUCAACAUCCUUUUGGUAAACUACAAGGUCGUCUACAUCUGGACACAAGUCUGCACUACAUCUCAGGAAACGGACACCGAUGUUUACCGAUCAGACUUUGACGAGUUGGUAACCUAUGCGGAACAAGUCAUCAAGCCUGGCAAGGAGAAGGCAGCACCGCAGCUCCUGUCAUUCGACGUCCAACUUCUGGCACCGCUGUUCUACGCCGCUCUGAAAUGCCGCCACUCAUCAAUACGAAGACGUGCCUUGGAAUUGCUCCGUCUGGCACCUCGGCGGGAAGGCUUAUGGAACGCGCAUCACGCAUACCUUACCGCUAAGCGAAUCAUCGAGCUGGAAGAACAGUCUCUUAGUGAGGAUGGAGCGUUGCCCGACGAGGCGUCGAGACUGUUCGGUCUCCCUCUGCCCGAUGACCAGUCGCGAGUCUACAAUUUGUGCGAGCUGCCCUUUGACUUUCGGGUGUUCGAUCAUAGCGUGGUGGCCAGCCCGACAUGCCCGGGCACGCUUGAGGCCAAGUUUCAGACGAGGCCGAUGGGUUUGUUUGGAGAGUUCCAGAAUUUUACUGAGUACAUCAAGUUAUGA